CGCCCCCAGACACGCACCGCACAGCCACACGCGUACACCCGUACACCGUACGCAGCCAUGGCAUCAGUAGGCUUCGGCACGGUCGCGCCGGCCGUGGCAUCAUCGCCGGCGGCCAGGACGACGAGCAUGGGCCGCCCCUCUGCGGCGCACGUCCCUGCGGCGACGACCAAGUUCGUCGCGGCGGCGGCGGGUAAGCGGGUGGAGGAGAAGGGCCUGUUCGACACCAUCUUCGGCGCGCUGUACAAGGAGGAGCAGCUGCUGGAGACGGACCCCGUCCUGAACAAGGUGGGGAGCAAGGGCAAGGCCGCCGCCGCCCCGGCGCCCAAGAAAGCCGCUGAAGAGGGCGGCAACGGCGGGCUCAGCCUCGGCGGGUUCUUCUCCAGGCCCAAGAAAGGGUGAGGAUCGUUUUGCGCUGCUCUUACUUUCUUGUACGUAAUCCUUGGAUUGGAAUGGACGGCUCGCAUGUUGUGUGUGUAUAUAUAUAUGGCACAAAUGAGAGCAGAGCACCAGCGUAUAACUAAUUCCUUCCUUUUCAGUUGAUCUCGCCCUGUGUUCUGCAAGCACACACCCCAGCCAGCAUCAGUGGUUCACUGCUGGCUGUUGAUCAUCAUCAUCAUCACUAGUAAAUGUAGCAGUUGUGUGUCUAUGUAUAAAUGUACUGAAGCUCGUGUAGCACCCUGGCUCUUGGAUGAAAGCCCAUUAUUGUUACCAGCA
Zea mays is the source of this 714-nucleotide messenger RNA. RefSeq lists its product as uncharacterized. The record is from RefSeq and is marked validated. The transcript has a single exon. Lineage: Eukaryota; Viridiplantae; Streptophyta; Magnoliopsida; Poales; Poaceae. The coding region runs from base 58 to 399 and encodes 113 amino acids. Gene Ontology annotation, cellular component: chloroplast.